AUGGCCUCGCCAUUUCGCGAGGGGCUUGUUCAAGGCUCCCUGACAAUACCCUUGGCCAUUCUAGCUACCACGUGGCUCCUAUAUCUGGUGUCGCUUGCUGUGAAUCGGUUGUAUCUGUCGCCACUCGCCAAAUUUCCCGGACCAAAAGGUGCCGCUUUAUCACGAUGGUACGAAUUCUACUACGAGGUCGUCUUAAAAGGCCAAUACUCGCAGAGGAUAGAUGAGAUGCAUCGGCAAUAUGGCCCGGUUGUUCGAGUCGCUCCAGACGAGCUCCAUAUCAAGGACAGUGAUUUUUUCGAUGAGUUAUAUGUCAAAGUCCCGCUAGUUAAUAAGCACGACUGGGCGGCUGGGAGGUUUGGGAACCACGGCUCCAUCAUAACCACUGCAGACUUUGCUCUACAUCGUCGUCGCCGCGUGGCGCUCAACCCGUUCUUCUCAAAACGGUCAAUUGUGGAUUUCCAACCAGUGAUUCGGCAGAAGAUUGAGCUGCUAAGCAAAAAGCUACGCGAGUAUAAGGCGAAGGACAACCCCGUGGUCCUAAGUGAGGCAUUUCCAGCCUUUGCGGGCGACAUAAUCACAGAAUACUCGUUUGGAAUAUGCUAUAAUCACCUGGAUUCUCCGGACUUUUCAGAAUCUUUCCACGCCGCGUUCAUGGCUGUGGGCGGGUUUGGACAUGUCGCAGUCCAGUUUCCUUGGUUCCACCCGCUCUUGAAUUCUCUCCCACAUGGCUUUGUUCGAAAGAUGCAGCCAGCCCUAGGGAGCUUACUGCAGCUGCAAAUUGAUCUGCGAAAUAUGAUCAAACGACUUACUCAAGGGGAUGAACUGGGUGAGGAUAAGUCUUCUCAUCGCACCAUUUUCCACGAUUUGCUUCAGAGUUCUCUCCCGCCCGAGGACAAGACAAAUCGCCGCAUGGCAGACCAAGCCCAGACGGUCAUCGGAGGCGGCCUCGAGACGACUGCCUGGGCACUGAGCGUGGCGUCAUUCCACAUCGUGAACAGCCCCGAGAUUUACAAGCGACUACACGAGGAGAUUGCCCAAGUGAUGCCUAACGCAUCUUCCAUUCCUGAUCUGCUGGAGGUCGAAAAGCUGCCAUACCUGCGAGCCUGUGUCAUGGAGGCCGUCCGUCUUUCAUAUGGCAUUUCUGCGCGGAAUCCUCGUGUGCUCAAGCAGCCGCUUCAGUACAAGCAGUGGACCAUACCCCUGCGCACAGUCGUUGGGAUGUCAAUUAACGAUGGCUUGGGGAAUCCCAAAGCGCCAAACGGGUCUCCGCUUGAUCGCUACUUUGUCGGUUUCGGAAAAGGGAGCAGGAGCUGUCUCGGGAUAAACUUGGCGUACGCCGAACUGUUUCUUCUCGUGGCGACGCUUUUCCGGCGAUUCCGGUUCGAACUGUUCGAGACCGACAAGUCGGACGUUGAAUUGAAGCAUGAUUUCUUCCUCCCCAGCCCAAAGUUGGAUUCAAAGGGCGUGAGAGUCAAGGUUGUCGAGAUCUACGAAUGA
This is a messenger RNA of Fonsecaea multimorphosa CBS 102226, 1497 nucleotides long. RefSeq lists its product as uncharacterized. Gene Ontology annotation, molecular function: heme binding; iron ion binding; monooxygenase activity. Lineage: Eukaryota; Fungi; Ascomycota; Eurotiomycetes; Chaetothyriales; Herpotrichiellaceae. The transcript is spliced from 7 exons. The coding region runs from base 1 to 1497 and encodes 498 amino acids. The record is from RefSeq and is a predicted model, not a curated record.